UUGAUUUUUUCUCAACUAUAUCGAAAAGAGCUCCCAAAUACACGAGUAAAACUCCAGUGAGGGAACUUGGCUUAGCCGCCAACAUUGCCCUCUUUCUCUUCACUGAACCAAACCCAGUCAACUACUGAGAUAAUGUUAUUCUACCAUUCAUUUUUCUUAUUUGUGCCUGUAGGGUUUCAUGUUAGUGGUAAGAAGGUAUAAAAGAGUUAUAUUGGUUUCAUGGGAGUAUUGAUUGAGUUACUCAGAGACCUGAAUUGAGCAGCAUUCAUUUCACAUUUACUGAUUUGGUAUCAAGCAAAUGAGUGCUGUUGUGUUUCCUAAACAUGUUGCCGCUGUAUUAAAAUGUCAAAAGAAGCCAUUAAGGGCACUAGAAAUAUUCAAUUCAGUGAAAAAGGAACACGGGUUUAGCCAUAAUUUGUUUACAUACAAAUGUAUUGCUGAAAAACUUAGCUAUUAUGGAGAGUUCAAGGCAAUGGAAGGUGUCAUUGAAGAAGCCAGGAAGAAUAUUGAUAAUAGGUUGUUAGAAGGGGUUUACAUUACUGCUAUUAGAGGUUAUGGAAAGAAUGGGAAAGUUCAACACGCGGUAGAUGUGUUUGAGAAGAUGGAUUUUUUCAAUUUUGACCCGUCUGUUCAUUCAUUUAACACAAUCAUGAAUAUAUUGGUUGAACAUGGUUAUUUUAAACAAGCCCAUAAACUUUAUAUGAAAAUGCUGGAAAAUGGUAUUUCUCCUGAUGUAUAUACCUUUACUAUUAGAAUAAAGUCAUUUUGUAGGACAAAUCGGCCUCAGGUUGCUUUAAGGCUUUUGAAUAACAUGCUUGAUCAAGGAUGUGAAUUUAAUGCAGUUGCAUGUUGUACAGUAAUUGCUGGAUUUUAUGAAGUGAAUAGUCGAGUUGAGGCUUGUGAAUUGUUUGAUGAAAUGCUUAGUCUCAGAAUAACUCCUAAUGUUACUAUGGUUAAUAAGCUUAUCUGUACACUUUGUAAGAAAGGGGACGUCCAAGAAAGUGAAAGGCUUCUUAACAAGAUACUGAAAAGAGGGGUGUUCCCAAAUUUGUUUACAUGUAAUCUCUUAAUACAAGGUCUUUCUGUAAACGGCCAGCUACAUGAACCUGCUAGGAUGUUGGAAGCUUUGAGGAAAAAAGGUUUAAAUGCUGAUGUAGUCACUUAUAACACUCUCAUUUGUGGUUUAUGCAAACACUCAAAGGUUGUUGAAGCUGAGUCUUACUUGCAUAAAAUGGUGAACCGCGGGUUCGAUCCUGAUGCGUUCACCUAUAACACAAUCAUUGGCGCAUAUUGAAAAUUGGGUAUGAUGCAGAAAGCUGACAGAAUCCUUAAUAAUGCAGUUUUUAAAGGUUUUGUUCCUGAUGUGUUUACUUUCUGCUCCCUUAUUUACGGAUUAUGCCAGGAUGGUGACUUCAACCGAGCCAAGAGUUUAUUUAAUGAAGCCAUAGGUAAAGGUAUGGAGUCUAAUAUAAUCCUCUAUAACACCUUAAUUAAGGGAAUGUGUCAGCAAGGACUUAUCUUAGAAGCAUUGAGAUUGAUUUCUGAAAUGCCUGAGAGAAGUUGCAGGCCUAAUACAUGGACAUAUAAUCUGAUCAUCAAUGGAUUGUGCAAGAUGGGUUGUGUAUCUGAUGCUAGUAAUAUCCUGAAUGAUGCCGUGACCAAAGGCAUCCUUCCUGAUAUUUUUACCUUCAACACCUUGAUUGAUGGUUAUUGCAAACAGUCAAAAUUGGCUGAUGCAAUGGAGAUUCUAAAUACAAUGUGGCAUCAUGAUGUUGUUCCAGAUGUGAUAACCUAUAACACAAUGUUGAAUGGACUUUGCAAGCUUAAAACUUCUGAUGAUGUGAUGGAAACCUUCAAAGUCAUGGUGGAGAAAGAGUGUGUCCCAAAUAUAAUCACAUAUAAUAUACUCAUUGCGAGCCUCUGUAAAUCCAGAAAGCUUAUGAAAGCUUUAGAAUUACUUGAGGAUAUUCAAAGCAGGGGUCUUAUUCCUGAUACAGUGAGUUUUGGCACUCUGAUAAAUGGGUUUUGUGGUAAUGAGGAUUUGGAUGGAGCUUAUGAGCUAUUCAAAAGAAUGAAAAGGCAAUAUAAAUAUUCUCAUGAUACUGCAACAUACAAUAUAUUAAUCAGUGCAUUUGCUAAAAAGCUAAAAAUGGACAUGGCAGAGAAGCUUUUACUUGAGAUGAAUGAAUGUGGCUGUCCUCCUGACAAUUACACAUACCGUUGUAUGAUAGUUGGUUUCUGCAAGGUUGACAACACUGAAUUUGGAUAUAAGUUUUUGCUUGAAAACUUUUCGAAAGAAUUUUUUCCAUCAAAAGAAACAGUGGGACGUGUGAUAAAUUGCCUAUGUGUGAAGAACAGGUUACUCGAUGCAGUAGGUAUCAUUCAUCUCAUGGUGCAAAAGGGUGUUGUCCCUGAUGUGGUCCACACAAUUUUUGAAGUACUUAAAGAGGAUGUGGCAGCUCCUAAGAUUGUUUUGGAAGACUUGCUGAAGAAGAAUCAUAUCACCUAUUAUGCCUAUGAACUUUUAUACGAUGGGAUAAGCGACAAAAAGAUUUUGAAGAAAUUAUCAAUGAAGGUAUUGUCUGCUAAGAAGGGACACUCAGGGAAUCCACUACUUUCUGCUGUGGCUGCUGUAACUCAUCGAAGAGCAUGUUCCAUGGGUAUUACUAAAGCCGGGGAGCUUGAGCGUGCAGAGGGGUUGUUCUUGCAGAUGCCAAGUAGAGAUGAUGUUUCCUGGAGUACUAUGAUUGUUGGAUUUUCUCAUAACGGAAAAGGGCCUAAAAUACCCUUGAACUAUUAAAAUGGAACCGCGGCUUCUGAGAGUGGAAGCGGAGAGAAUUUGGAGGCAGAUGCAAGGAAUGCCGUUGGAAAAUACCGUGCCUUCAUUUCUGCUGCUGAUGCACUACAUGCGAUUCGGGAGAAGUUUCUUCUGUUGAUAAGCAUCUUGGUUCAAUUCAAAAAAGUCUGUGAGGAAGAUGGGUUAAAUGAACUUGGGUCGGGUAGAUUUUAUUUGGGUCUAGUUUGGAAAUGGGUGAGUUUUUAAAUUAACUUAGGUUAUUUAAAAUCUGGCCAAUAGAAAAUCGCCACGUCAUUAAUGAACUUAUUAAUUGGGUUUAAAUUGGGACAGUUAAAAAUAAAGGGCAAUAUAGGACCUAAAGGUAGACAACAAGGGUAUUUUAGGACUAAUAGGUGGACGGUAAUUUUGUACUAUUUCUAAUUGUUCAAGGGUAUUUUAGGCCCUUUUCCGUUCUCAUAAUGGUUACUUUGAUGAGGCGCUUGGGGCUUUCAGGGAGUUGGUUGGGUGUGGAAGUAAGCCGAAUGAAGUGAGCUUGACGGGUGCUUUAUCUGCGUGUGCUUAAGCUGGGGCGUUUAAGUUUGGGAUGGUAUUGGAUGCAUUUAUAGAGAAAGUGGGGUUGGUUUGGAUAAGUUCCGUGAACAAUGCACUUUUGGAUACUUACUCCAAGUGUGGAAAUGUGUUGAUGGCUCGUCUUGUCUUUGAGAGAAUGCUUGGGAAGAAAACCAUUGCUUCUUGAACUUCUAUGAUUGCAGGGUUUGCAAUGCAAGGAUAUGAUGAAGAGGUGAUAAAAUAUUUUCAUGAGAUUGAAGAAUCUGGGACCAGACCUGAUGGGGGCGUCACUUUUAUUUUCGGUACUUUAUGCAUGUUGUCAUGCUGGUUUAGUUGAACAAGGUCAUGAGCUAUUCAGUAAAAAUGACAGAAACUUAUGACAUUGAACCAACUGUUGAGCAUUAUGGUUGUAUGGUUGAUUUGUAUGGUAAGGCUGGUCAGCUUCGUAAGGCAUAUAAUUUUCUGGUUCAAAUGCCAGUACCACCCAAUGCCGUUAUCUGGCGAACACUUCUUGGGGCUUACAAUUUUUUGGCGACAUUGAGAUGGCUGCGAAAGUUAAUAAAAGACUCUCUGAGCUGGAUCCAGACAAUUGUGGUGACCAUGUUUUGGUGUCCAACAUUUAUGCAUUUGCUAGGAAAUGGAAGGAUGUUGCCAUGGUGAGGAGAUCAAUGGCUGAGAAAAAUAUGAAGAAAAUACCAGGUUGGAGCAUGCUUGAAAUAGACAAGGUCAUGUAUAGUUUUGUAGCAGGUGAUAGACGAAAUGAGAUUACUGAAGAGGCUUAUAAUAAGCUAAGUGAGAUAAUGUUAGAACUUAAAGUAAAAGGUGGUUAUAUUCCAGAGGUAAGCAGUGUUUUACAUGAUAUAGAAGAGGAGGAAAAGGAAGAUACUGUGUCUAAGCACAGCGAGAAACUCUGUUGCUUUUGGUAUGGCAAGGUUAUGUAAGGGAAGCACUAUACGAAUUGUAAAGAAUUUGAGGGUGUGCAGAGAUUGUCAUAGUUUUAUGAAGUUGAUAUCUAAAGACUACGGAUUAGAGAUUGUGGUUAGAGACAGAAGUAGGUUUCAUUCUUUUAAAGAAGGUUCGUGCUCUUGCAGAGAUAAUUGGUAAGGGAUGAUUUAUGGUCCAAUCAAAUUGUCAAUGUUCUCAGUUUCAGGAAAAACAUGUUGACUGCAAACAGAAGACCCACAUUUUGGAUGACAUGGGAUCCUCCAUGCUUGCCAUCGAAAUGAAAGAAAAUUUAAAAGAAGUAGUCAAACAUGUCUGUCAACUGAUAGACUUGGAAAAGGCUACUGCAUCAAGCUCCUUACAGAUCUUCAGAAUUACUGCAUUUGAGCUGAGGGUCUUCUCGACACAGCCUUUCUACCUCCACGAGGUAGUAGUAAGGUCUACGUACAUUCUACUCUCCCAGACCCCACUUGUAGGAUUUUACUAGGUAUUGUCUGCUAAGAAGGGACACUCAGGGAAUCCACUACUUUCUUCUUUGGCUGCUGUAACUCAUUGAAGAGCCAUGUUCCAUGGUAAUUGUGUGCCCCAUCAAGUCAUUUUUCUGGAGCUUGCUUAAUAGAUCCUUGUGACUUUUGAGGUAUUUACGUUAAGAUCCCUUAUCACUCACAUUCAUCUUGUGAGUCGAGAGAUAUUAUCUGCAAUAGGUUAGUGAGGAGGACCAACAUGCAAAGAGCCAGGCAAAAUUUCUGUUCCCGAAUGAGGGAAGUGGAAAGACAGCUAGGGAGAGGGAUAUACUUCUUUUUAGAAUCGUCGAAAUUUUAUGGCAAACCCUUUUCUUCUCAAUUUCUUUAGAACCAAACAAGAAAAUAGUAGAAGAUCAGACCAAAGGAGAUUUCACUUGUAUGAUUUGAUUUGACUUUUCGAUCCAGAUCAGAACUGGACAUAUAUAUCUUUGUUUGUAUAAAAUAAAACAUAUUUUAGAUAAGAAAAGGCAACUGUGACUCCAAAUAUCAUUGAGAGCAGAUUACAAAGCUGCAGGUUAUUUGUUGUAUUCUUGCUGCUUUCUUGACUGGUCUACUCGACCCAGUGAAGUCCUGCAAAUAUUUGUCCAACUCAGUCUAGUGGUUGAUUGGCCAAUACUGAUCCUUACUUUGGCAUUGAGGUUCUCCAAAGAGGUCAAAAGCUGCGAUGAAAGCCCUCGGGGAGACCCAAAGGGGUGAGCAACUAUGUUGAAGUCACUGCUGCUGCUCUGCCCCAAGAGGAAGAUCAUUGAGAUUGGUGCAGAUCAUCUUUCAGGUUUCUGCAAAAGAUAUUUGAGCUAUAAUCCUAUGAUGGUUGUCGAAUUAAGUCCUCAACACUUUAUUGGUGAAGGGUCAGUGGUUUACAUGACAGUUCCGUUGAUGAGCAAUAUACAAAGACACUUUGAGUCCAUCAUAAGAAAAGAAAGUUGCGUAGGAAUGACAUUGUAAGACUUGGUACAUUUAAAAUCUCAAAAAUGAAUAUUUUGGUGAUAUAACUCCUGAUGAUUUCUUUGUGAAACCUUUGAUGAACCCUUCCUAAGAAGUUGGGGUAGCAAUGUGUACAAUUUGACAAUUUUCAGAGUCCAUUUUGGACAUUUAAGGGUAAAUUUACAAGAAUUAGACAAA
Solanum pennellii is the source of this 5934-nucleotide messenger RNA. RefSeq names its product putative pentatricopeptide repeat-containing protein At1g74580. The record is from RefSeq and is a predicted model, not a curated record. NCBI's taxonomy places the organism in Eukaryota, Viridiplantae, Streptophyta, Magnoliopsida, Solanales, Solanaceae. Gene Ontology annotation, molecular function: protein binding. The transcript is spliced from 6 exons.